Tupaia belangeri chinensis (Chinese tree shrew) is the source of this 3565-nucleotide messenger RNA. RefSeq names its product Myb/SANT DNA binding domain containing 2 (gene MSANTD2). NCBI's taxonomy places the organism in Eukaryota, Metazoa, Chordata, Mammalia, Scandentia, Tupaiidae. The coding region runs from base 821 to 2188 and encodes 455 amino acids. The record is from RefSeq and is a predicted model, not a curated record. The transcript has 4 exons.
UUAAAAAUAAUUUAUUACUAUCAUUUUAAAAAUUUAAUACCCAGAUGCCACUUUGAGGGGUCCCCAGUGUGGGGUGCUGAGGGAAGGUUCCAGGAGCUGGUGAGGGCCUUGGGUGCAGGCUCUGACCUGCAGCUCUUCACCAGCAGGGAGGGGGACGUUCUAGGCGGUGUCCCCUGCCCCCCCGUGCCAACUGCUGCCACCUGAGAAGCGUGGCAGUGUGGUGGACCGUGCCCUCUGACCUGCCCUGUUCUUAGUUGGGGAGCAGUGGAGGUCAUGGCACCCCCCCUGCACCCACAGUUUACAUCGUGCACAGGCGCUGGCCCGGCCUCAGGGCCUGUGGGUGCGAUGGGGCAGGCCUCCCUUCCAUUUGCAAAGGCGGGUGUCUCUUUCCGACAGUGGGCAGGACCCCUUAGUGUUAGUGAGAAGGAGCCUAGAAAAUUCAGGACUUGAUAUUCAUUGAACAUCAGAAUCUCCUCAGGUAUGGAUUCUAUGCAAGAGUCUUUCCUCAGGAGGACAGCCCCGAGCAGUUAUGAGCACAGAGGAGUGAGUUGUGGGGAGCCAGAUUCCAGCUGCGGUGCUAGCAAGUGGGGCUCCCUUGGGGACACCCUGCAGAGCCGGAAUCCAGGGAGUGAGAUCUGCGUGUGUGGUGGUCGCUUUUGUGCUGGGCCCUAUUAAAAUUCUGGAAACGGCUGAGUCUUCCCUUUCUCUUUGGUGGGACCACCCUAAGUUAGUGAAUAUUUUGUCUGUUUUAUGUUUGCGGCAUGAUUUGGACAGAGCUGUGACAGGUGGCUACUCCCCCAGAGAAAGCUGUACAGCAAGAAUGGUAGCUAUUUCCGAGUGGCCUACGCAGUGCCGCUGGUCCCCCAUCAGUGAGAAGAGCCAGCUGUGGCAGUCAGUGCCUCUGCGUGUCCCCCACAUUCUUAGCCCUGCUUCUACCCCCAGAGAUCUCAGGAGCCCCACCCACCUGGAAGUUACUGGCUUUCCAAGUGUAACCGUCCUGGCCCAGCAGUGGGUUCAUACCCUCCGCAGGUGUUACAGUCGGGUGAAAGAACAUGGUGUUGGGAAAAGAAAGAGCAGUUACACAUUUGAACAGUUGGAACAGGUGUUUGGUCAGGGAGGAUGGGAUGCCCAGCCCUGCCAGCCUGUCCUUAUUAACAGUAGUGGCUUGUACCAGGAGCUGGAGUCAGACGGCAGCACUCUGGAGGACUGCUCACAGGAGGACUGGGGAAGCCACAGUCAGGAGCUACAUGGCUGCCCCCCAGACCAGGACCCGGAUGAAAUACCUGUCACAAAGAGAACAUUAAAAAUAAAACAGGAGUCUUCUGAAGAAGCUCAGAAGAGAGACGUCAUGCAGAAUAUUGUCCAGAUUUUGGAAUCGGUGCAGCUGAAAUGGGAACUGUUUCAGAGCUGGACAGACUUUUCGAGGCUCCAUCUUUCUAAUAAACUGGCCAUCUUUGGAAUCGGCUACAACACCCGCUGGAAAGAGGAUAUCCGUUACCAUUAUGCUGAGAUCAGCUCCCAGGUGCCCCUGGGCAAGCGGCUUCGGGAGUACUUCAACUCCGAGAAGCCCGAGGGCCGGGUGGUCAUGACCCGGGUGCAGAAGAUGAACUGGAAGAACGUCUAUUACAAGUUCCUCGAGAUCACCAUCAGCGAGGCCAGGUGCCUGGAGCUGCACAUGGAGGUCGACUGGAUCCCCAUUGCCCACUCCAAGCCGACCGGUGGGAACGUGGUGCAGUACCUGCUGCCGGGAGGCAUUCCUAAGAGCCCGGGCCUCUAUGCCAUCGGCUACGAGGAGUGCACUGAGCGGCCCCCCUCGCCCGCCCUGGAGCGACGGCCGCUGGGCCCAGGGAAAGAGGGCCGGGCCGACCUGGAAACGCUUUCGGCACAAGCCUCAUCGCAGGUGGAGACGGAGCCUGCCCUCAUCACCUACUGCUACCUCGGGAUUGCCGAGGUCCGGACCCUGCAGCAGUGCCUGUUCUUACAUUUCCAGGCAAACACCAAAACCUUCAGUAGAGAUUGGGUCGGCGUUAAUGGGUUUUUGUCUCAGAACUGCAUCGUAGACCCCGGCGUCUCCCCUAAGCCCAUCUAUAUCAAGUUUGUGGAAGUAGAGAGGGAUUUCCUUUCUGCGGGCUCUUUAGUUGAGUGCCUGGAAAAAGCCAUCGGGUACCCCUUAAAGUUCAACAACUGAGUGUCGCACCUCACAGGGUGUGGGCCCUCCACACUCCCCAUCACCAGACAGUCCCUUCCUCAGGCUGCCCUGGGACUCCUCAUGGGGCAGUUCCCGCUCCGGGCCAGUGCAGCUGCUAAGGAGUCGGAGUGGACGUUCGGCAGAACAGCCCUCCCCUGAAAAUGCUCGUUCCGAGCGACCAAGACACAGGAUGGACUCAUACGGUGGGGCGGCUGGUUCUUUUUUAAUAACAAAAACACUUUAUCAGUGGGUUUUAGAGCCCCGUUUCAAACGUAGGUACAUUCCAUAUUGGACAAAACUUACACUUUGAGUUUCAUAUGAAAUUGAAAAAUUGUAUUUUUUCCACAGUAUUUCAUUUUUACACAUCUCUAUAUAAGUAUUAUUCACAACUCUGAAUAAAUAAGCACUAGCUAAUGGUAAGUUGAAUCUUGCGUCACAGUAAGACUUUUUCAGCAUCACUCUUAGCAACCAUUGUAUAUGGCUCAGCUCCAUUUUUUUCACCAAGUGUUCUGACAUCCCCAUCGUGUUGCCUGCGAAGACCUUUGUUUCUGUGAUGUACAACUUCAUGGCUGUGUUGCCAUUUGAACUUUUUCCUAAAAAGGAAGAUUAAAAUGACUUUCGGGGUCCUGGUGGAGGUCGGUGUGGCAGGACGGGGCCGUGCUCAGCCGCGCGUGGGGGAGGUGCUCUGGGAGGAGCAUUGGGCAGGGCAGGUCCUUCCUCCACGUCGUGCUCUGGCUCCUGGUGGCCAGGGUCAUCUGUCCGAGUCCCAGAGACCCUGGGUGUCUUACUGUGUUUUUAAAGGAAGGGCGGGCCCGCCCUGACCCUCAGUGCAUCUCUGCCUUUACACUCGGUGUCAGGGCUGCUUGCCGUCCCUGGAGCCCAGCAGGGGCGUCCAAGGCAUACGUCUGAAUCUGCAGGAGAAGGUGCCGGUGUCAGUCCGAGGAAGGUAACGCAUGUUCAGAUCUUCCAGCGACUCCAUGUGAGCUUGCCGCCUCUGGCUCUGAGUGGACUCUCUUGGCCGAGGACAGGGACGCUGGGCUUACAGCAGGCGCUCGGGAGCUAGGUCACCUUGAAUGGUGCCCCGGCCUCUCAGGGCUCUCCUCUAAGUGGGCUGCAAACCAGGUAAGCACUAAAGUGAAAAAGGGGUCUCGAAUGUACGUGGGAGGCAAAGUAGACCAUGGCGAAUACACGGGUAAGAGUAACGUGAGAGGCAGGCAGCCACAAUCCUAGCUGAUAACACUGUUCCUGAGUGCCCAGACCGGAGAGAAGGUGCAGAAUGGGAGAUUCUCCUUUGGCCGUUGCUUGGUACAGUCUCAUUUCCAAAUCAUGUAUAGUCUUUAUAAUUUCUGAGGAAAAGAAUUAAAGUACUCUUUUUAU